Messenger RNA from Dipodomys ordii (Ord's kangaroo rat), 1328 nucleotides. RefSeq names its product charged multivesicular body protein 2B (gene Chmp2b). NCBI's taxonomy places the organism in Eukaryota, Metazoa, Chordata, Mammalia, Rodentia, Heteromyidae. Gene Ontology annotation, biological process: endosome transport via multivesicular body sorting pathway; late endosome to vacuole transport; protein transport. The transcript has 6 exons. Bases 204 to 845 code for a protein of 213 amino acids. Gene Ontology annotation, cellular component: multivesicular body; ESCRT III complex. The record is from RefSeq and is a predicted model, not a curated record.
UCGCAGUCACCUGAGCUCGGGGGAGGGCGGCGGCGCGGCUGCGGAUAAUCAGCGCCCUCCGUGGGUUUCCUGCUCGGCGACGGCGUCCCCUUCCUCCUGCGCGCCCGCGCCUCCCGCCCCAGCCUCCCAGCGGGCCUGUCCUUUCCCUCCGGUCCCGUCCCAGUCUCGGGCCGAGCCGGGCCCUCCAGGCGCGGUCCCUGACCAUGGCGUCCCUCUUCAAGAAGAAAACGGUGGACGAUGUAAUAAAGGAACAAAAUCGAGAGUUACGAGGUACACAGAGGGCUAUAGUCAGAGAUCGAGCAGCUUUAGAGAAACAAGAAAAACAGCUGGAAUUAGAAAUUAAGAAGAUGGCCAAGAUUGGUAAUAAAGAAGCUUGCAGGGUUCUAGCCAAGCAGCUUGUACAUCUACGGAAACAGAAAACUAGAACUUUUGCUGUAAGUUCCAAAGUGACUUCUAUGUCCACACAAACAAAAGUAAUGAACUCCCAGAUGAAGAUGGCUGGAGCAAUGUCUACCACAGCAAAGACAAUGCAGGCAGUGAACAAGAAGAUGGAUCCACAGAAGACACUGCAGACAAUGCAGAAUUUCCAGAAGGAAAACAUGAAAAUGGAAAUGACUGAAGAAAUGAUAAAUGACACGCUUGAUGAUAUCUUUGAUGGCUCUGAUGAUGAAGAAGAAAGCCAGGAUAUUGUGAAUCAAGUUCUUGAUGAAAUUGGAAUUGAAAUUUCUGGAAAGAUGGCCAAAGCUCCAUCAGCUGCCCGAAGCUUACCAUCUGCCUCCACUUCAAAAUCUACAAUCUCUGAUGAAGAAAUCGAAAGGCAACUUAAAGCUUUAGGUGUAGAUUAGUCAAAAAGCCAUAAUAUUUUCACUUACUUCUUUAGUGUAAAGGUAAAACAGAGUGCUGAUUCGCAUUAUUUUGUAAAAAUGGAGACCAGGAGUGAACAGUUGGUUCCUUACCCAUGGCUAUUUUGAGUCUUUUGCCAAAGAAUGACAAUGAUGCAAAAAUGGGAACAGUUUGGAUUUAAUUAGAACUAUUUAGGAGUGAUGAUGUGUAAAAAGUUGACUCUUCCCUGCAUGGCAUAGAGUAAUCAUAUUCAUUACUUAGUGUGAGUUUAUGUUCUAAAUCUUUUUUUACAUUGAAUACAAAAUUCAUAGGCGCCAAUUUAAAGAGACUCGUAAAAAUAUUCGAAGUAUAUCAUUAAUUCUGUAUCUGUUGCUUGUCCUUUGUAAAUGAUUAUGUGUUAUGACAAUAGGCGGUUCAGCUGCCAAAUUAUUUUUAAAUGAUCUAAAAGAAGAGUGCUAUAUAAACAUCUGUCUUAAAAACUGUCA